ACUCUUCAACUUUUUUGACUUCCCAUUCUUCGCCUCUGAACUUUAUGUUUAUCCCUUUUAGGAUUUAUUUGACUCUGCUAUCACAGUACAAAUAUCUAUCUGGGUUACUUCUCCGAUCAAGUUGCAGUGUUAAGAAGAUUAUUAUGUUUGAUUUUGAACUCCUCAUGAACAGUAUUCAGGUUGAUUUUACUCUGAUACUCUGUUUUGUGUUUGAUAUUAGGGCAUCAUGAUGAUGGGAUUGAGAGUUUGUGAAUUACUUUCUGCGGUGUCGUUUUGUUGCUUCAUGCUCCUUGCCGUAGCACAAAUUACCGAUCCCUCUGAAGUCUCUGCAUUAAUAGCGAUCAAGAGCAAUUUAGUUGAUCCUAUAAAGCAUCUCAAGAAUUGGAAUAAAGGGGAUCCAUGUACGUCUCGCUGGAGAGGAGUUUUAUGCUUUGAUUCAGUCAUGACUGAUGGUUACUUGCAUGUCCAAGAGCUCCAGCUAUUGAAUAUGAACCUGUCCGGAAGUUUAGCACCUGAGCUUGGCAAACUCUCACAGCUUAAUAUAUUAGAUUUCAUGUGGAAUGACUUAACUGGCAGUAUACCAAAGGAGAUUGGAAAUAUUGCAUCUUUGAAACUCCUCCUCUUGAAUGGAAACAAAUUAUCAGGUUCCAUACCCAAUGAGCUUGGGUAUCUUUCAAAGUUGAAUAGACUCCAAAUAGAUCUGAACCAGAUAUCAGGACCAGUACCAGAUUCAUUUUCAAAUUUGAGCAGUAUUAAGCAUCUCCACUUAAACAAUAACUCAAUCAGUGGUCAAAUUCCCCCUCAGCUUUCCAACUUAUCCACUCUCAUUCACUUGCUUCUGGACAAUAACAACUUAACUGGAUAUCUUCCAUCAGAGUUUUCGAACUUUCCGAAUUUGAGUAUACUUCAACUUGACAACAACAAUUUCAACGGGACUAAAAUUCCAGUUUCUUAUGGAAACUUCUUGGAACUAGUGAAAUUAAGUCUCAGAAAUUGCAGUUUGCAAGGAAAUGUACCUGAUCUCAGCAGGAUACUAAAGCUUAGCUAUUUAGAUCUCAGUCACAAUCGGCUCACUGGAUCCAUACCAUCAAAUCAGCUCUCUCAAACGAUGACAACAAUUGACCUGUCAAAUAACCAACUUAAUGGAUCUAUUCCAGAAAGUUUCUCAAGUCUCCCUUCCCUACAGAAACUGUUACUUGAGAAUAAUUAUUUGACUGGUUCUGUGCAUGCUAGCAUUUGGAAGAACAUGUCCUUCAUUGCAAAGGCUAGACUCCUACUUGAUCUUGAGAAUAAUUCACUUUCAAACAUUGUUGGAGAUCUCAAUCCUCCGGAAAAUGUUACCCUUAGGCUACACAGCAAUCCUAUCUGCAACAAUGCAAACAUACCAAACAUAGGCCAAUUCUGUGGAUCUCAAACUGGAGGGAAUGACAUUCCAGAGAACUUAACGAAGUCAACUAUGGUUUGUCUAAUUCAGGCAUGCCCUGUGGAUGGUAACUAUGAAUAUAUGCCAGUUUCUCCAAUGCCGUGCGCUUGUGCAGCACCUCUGAGAAUUGGGUAUCGGCUAAAGAGUCCUAGUUUCUCUUAUUUCUCUCCAUAUGUUUAUCAAUUUGAGACGUACUUGACAAGUUCUCUUAACUUGGAACCUUAUCAACUAUCUAUCGAAUCGAUUGUCUGGGAAGAAGGACCUCGUCUGAGGAUGUAUUUGAAGCUUUUCCCUAGGAUCAUUGAUGAUCACACACAUAUUUUCAACUUAAGUGAGAUUCUGCGCAUUAGAGGCAGAUUCACAUCUUGGAACUUUACUGGUAGUGACUUGUUUGGACCUUAUGAGCUUCUCAACUUCACUCUUUUGGGGCCAUAUUCAUAUGUGAAUUUCGGGACUCAAGUGAAAGGUAUAAGCAAAGGUGUUUUGGUAGCUAUUGUAUUAGCAGCUGUUGCCGUUUCUGUUAUAGUCUCUGCAGUGGUUACAUUUUUGGUUGUUAGAAGACAUGCUAGACACCAGCAUACCCUGUCAAGAAGGCGUUCAUCCUCCUCAAGGCUGUCUAUAAAGAUUGAUGGUGUUAAAAACUUCACCUUUAAAGAAAUGACAUUGGCAACUGAAGACUUCAAUAGCUCAACUCAAGUUGGUCAAGGAGGUUAUGGGAAGGUUUAUAGAGGAAUUUUAUCUGACAAUACAAUUGUGGCCAUAAAGCGUGCUAAAGAAGGAUCUUUACAAGGCCAAAAGGAAUUCUUAACAGAGAUACAAAUGUUGUCUAGGUUACAUCACCGAAAUCUAGUUUCGUUGGUUGGAUACUGUGAUGAAGAAGGAGAGCAGUUGUUGGUUUAUGAGUUCAUGCCUAAUGGCACUUUGCAAGAUUGGCUCUCUGCUAAAUCCAAGGAGACUCUGAACUUUGGUGUGAGGUUACAAAUUGCAUUGGGUUCAGCCAAGGGCAUCCUUUACCUCCAUACCGAAGCUGACCCACCUAUAUUCCACCGCGAUAUCAAAGCCAGCAACAUAUUGCUGGACACCAAACUUACUGCUAAAGUUGCUGAUUUUGGACUUUCACGUCUUGCACCAGUUAUGGAUGAUGAAGGGACAGUACCUAAUCAUGUAUCCACAAUUGUAAAGGGAACACCAGGAUACCUUGAUCCUGAAUAUUUCUUGACCCGUAAACUGACGGACAAAAGUGAUGUUUACAGCCUUGGUGUCGUGUUUCUGGAGAUCUUGACAGGAAUGAAACCAAUUACACAUGGCAAAAACAUUGUCCGCGAGGUGAAUUUAGCUCAUCAAUCGGGCACAAUGUUCUCGAUCAUAGACAGCAGAAUGGGUUCUUACCCCGCUGAAUGCGUUGAGAGGUUAAUAGCUUUGGCACUCGGUUGUUGCCAGGACAAGCCAGAACAACGACCCUCGAUGUUGGAUGUGGUCAGGGAGCUAGAAAACAUUCUCCGAAUGAUGCCAGAAACCGAAUUGGACUCGUCAAAAUCCACAUUAAAAUAUUUUGGUGAAUCGGCUUCGUCAUCUUCCUGGGGCUUCACAACCAGGGAUCCAUAUGUAUCUUCGAUUGUGUCAGGAAGUGAUCUUGUCAGUGGGGUCAUUCCUACCAUAACACCUCGCUGAUGUUCAUAGAAUUUUUGUAUGUGGAAGAAAUCAUCAAAAUCUGUACUUUGGGAGCAAAAAUAGUUUUAUUCUGUAAAUAUUUUUGUAGUUUUUAUUUUGUAUGCCAACAUUGUUUUAGUUUUAACCAUGCAAAUGUAUUGCUCUUCUUUUUACAUGUUUAUACGUUCUACUUAAAUAGAUAGGUGGAGAUGAUAUCAAUAUAGUUAAUUCUUAAGUAAAAUUUUCACA
Messenger RNA from Camellia sinensis, 3322 nucleotides. Its product is annotated as putative LRR receptor-like serine/threonine-protein kinase At1g06840. Gene Ontology annotation, biological process: protein phosphorylation. Lineage: Eukaryota; Viridiplantae; Streptophyta; Magnoliopsida; Ericales; Theaceae. Gene Ontology annotation, molecular function: ATP binding; protein binding; protein kinase activity. The record is from RefSeq and is a predicted model, not a curated record.